Messenger RNA from Salvia hispanica, 1140 nucleotides. The record is from RefSeq and is a predicted model, not a curated record. Lineage: Eukaryota; Viridiplantae; Streptophyta; Magnoliopsida; Lamiales; Lamiaceae.
AUGGGUGACAAAACGGACCUCGAAAAAUUGCAGGAGAUGGUCCAGAUGUUGAUAGACGAGAGAGAUGCAGAAAGGGCAGCCAGAGAGGCGCUGGAAAAGAAGAAUAAAGAAAUAUUAACCGUGAUGAACAUGUUCAAUCAUGGGAAUACGAUUACUUUUCCCGAAGGCCCUCGAAUUGAUGCUAACAAUUUCGAGUUACGCAUGACCCUUAUACAAAGGGUCGAGCAAACUCCUUUUGCUGGUAGGGCCGCAGAGGAUGCCAACCGCCAUCUCUACAAAUUUGUGGAAAUCGCAAACACACUCAAGUUAAAUGGUGUCGAUGAAGAUGCCAUAAGGGUAAGAUUCUUUCCAUUUUCAUUGACUGAUUCUGCUAAAUUGUGGUUUGAGUGUAUGCCCCUAGAGAAGGUUUCCACAUGGAAGGACAUCGUAGCUGCCUUCCUCGACAAGUAUUACCCGCCAGGCACCAUCUUGAAGAUGAAAAGCGAAAUCUUUCAGUUCAUCCAAGGCCAUGACGAGCCCCUCUACGAGGCGUUUGCUCGUUUCAAAGCUCUCCUCCGAAAGUGCCCUAACCACGGUUUCACCGUGGACCAUCAGGUAGGAAUCCUUUAUAAUGGAUUUAACGAAAAAAUUUGUGCUAUGUUAGAUUCAGGGGCGAACGGAGGCUUCUUGAGAAGGUCGGGUGAAGAUGCCAUGGCGGUGAUCGAGGAAUUCACCACCAACAGCAGGGGGUGGUCGAAAGAAAGGCACAACAUGAAGAGGAUAGCUGCAAUUGAAGAGGCCGAAAAAAGUUCUUUUGCGAAGGAAUUGGCCGAACUCAGGGUUAGGGUAGACCAAAUAGACACAUCAAGGAAGGAGGAUCAGAUUCCAUCAACCUCCAUCAUAGCGGUCUCUAAACCCGAGGUCCCUGCCCCGAUAGUGGAGGAAAUCAACUACGUGCAAGGAGGCGGUUCCAACAGAAAUUACAACAAUAAUUAUUGCCCUAAUCAGGGGGGUGGUAAUUUCAACAAUUAUAACGGAAACCGGCCUCAUCCAAACCUUUUGUAUUCUAACAAUAAUUUCUUGCAACCCCCUGCAGGAUUUAACGUUGGCAAAGGAGGAGUAGUUGAACCAAUCAAAAAGGAGGAGAAGUAUGACCAAUGA